Messenger RNA from Colletotrichum scovillei, 4840 nucleotides. RefSeq lists its product as uncharacterized. The transcript is spliced from 5 exons. Gene Ontology annotation, molecular function: oxidoreductase activity. The record is from RefSeq and is a predicted model, not a curated record. Gene Ontology annotation, cellular component: cytoplasm. NCBI's taxonomy places the organism in Eukaryota, Fungi, Ascomycota, Sordariomycetes, Glomerellales, Glomerellaceae. The coding region runs from base 1442 to 3739 and encodes 765 amino acids.
CCCUGAACCCCCCCUGUCCCUUCCGUCCUUCUCCUGCCUUCCGCAGACGCCGCCCACCUCAUCCUCCAUCUCCUCCCCAAAUUCACCCACGUACUUCCGUAACUUAGGUACGUCGUACGCACGGCACGGCCACACUGGAAACUGUUUUUUUUUUUCUUCCUUUCCCUCUGCUCCUGCUGGCACCGCGUGGCUCUCUCCUCAUCCCAUCAUCCCAACUCUGUCACCGUACCUCCCUACAACCCACCCCUACCUCCCUUUUACCUAGUCGUGACUUCCCUGGCUGGCAUCCGCAGAGGUGUCUUUGCCCGAAACGCACCACGCUUCUUACACACCUCCCGCACAGCCCGAGGUACCUCGCGUGUCCCUUGGUACCUGCCUCUCCUACUUUACUUUUAGACGCCUCUUCCAGCCAUUGCCGCUCUCUCCACCACCUCUGGCUCACUCACCCUCCUUCUAUCAUCCCGUCCCAAUUCUCCAACCCUCUCUACCCUCUCUACCCUCUCUACCUUACCUCUUCCCUCCAUAUCCUCGUUGUUUUUUCGCACCGAGCGAGAGACCGUGUUUGUCCUACGAAAAGAACGACAGACAGAGCUCAAUUCUACCUAUCCCGUCUCCUUUUCUUUCUUGUAAUCCUAAAUCUCGUCAUCUCCUUUCGACGAUCACGCCCCCCGUCCGUUCGCUGUCCUCCCCAAAGAACCAAGACCGGCCAGUCUUCGAAACACGACACCACCUCGGGGCAGCCAAUCCAUUCGUUACAUAGACAGAAAGUUGCUUGCACAUACACACUCACACAUUCACCUUUGCCGCCAGCUGUCGACAAGUACCAAUCGACCUCGCAUCAUCAUCUUGACCGUGCUCCAAGCCAGCUGUUCUUGUUGUUGCAUCGUCUCGCCGUUUCCCAGGGCCCAUUCAGUUAGCCCACUUCAGCUCGACCAGCCGCCCCCGACUUCGACUAGCCACUACAGGCGACACGUUCGUUAAUUCUGCUGCAUCGAGAGAAGCCUUGGUCCUUGAUCCUGCGCCACUAGGCUACCAGAACCAAGAGAGACUGACGACCCGUCGCCGAAUCGCUUCAUUUCCUCGUCGCUCCAAAUCCACGCCCCGAUACGCUUGCCAGCGUCGAAUGGGUCUGACGCCUGACGCACCCACAGACGCGCCCACCUGCCGACCUGCUGUCGCCUACGCCUAGUAGGGGGUUUUGGAACACGGGAAUCAGGUUAGGAACAAUCCACCACUUCUGUGUGUGCGAUACACAGGUCGCUACACCUAGUUCGACUCCAAUCGACGAUUGAACGAAGCCACACGCUGGUUGCUGUUCCAUUCGCCGUCGUUAUACAAGGCCCAAAAAGCCGUCUGCGUUGUCGCGAAAAAGAGGUGUACAGAGGGUACAACAGGCGACCACUUGGCCCAGCCCACCAGCUAAUCCACAAUUGGGCCCAUCAUGGCACCCAUGACGCCCCGGCUCAAGAUCCUCUCAGUGGGAGGGAAUCCAGUUUCGGCCUUUCUAUCAUGGAGAUUACAAGCGACGAAUGCUUGCGACGUUACACUGGUGUGGAAGUCGGGAUUCGAUCACGUUGCGCAAUACGGCAUUUCCUUCAAGUCUCCCAUAUUUGGCAACGAACGAUUUAAGCCGCGACACGUUGUACGCGUUCCCGAAGAAGCCGCACACGGCGGUGGCCCAUUUGACUAUGUGAUCCUUUGCAUCAAGGCUCUCCCCGACGUCUACGACCUCGCCGCCGUCAUCGACGCCGUCGUCACCCCUCAGCACACGUGCAUUCUCGUUAACACGACGCAUACCCUCGGUGUCGAGGCCGCUAUCGAGGAACGAUUCCCUACCAACGUUGUGCUUUCGCUGGUUUCCAAUGCCGAACUCUCCCAACUGGGACAGAGUGAAUUCGAACACAAGGGCUCAACAGAAAUCUGGGUUGGACCCUCCUGCAAAAAUGAUAACAUUCCCCGCGCGAUCCAGAGUGAUAUGGCCGAGGCAUUGGCGAUGACGUUGAACACGGCCCAGGUUGACUGUAAAGUUUCCCAGAACAUUCGUCAGCAGCAGUAUGAGCGGGUCAUUGGACCUAUUGCUUUCCACCCCGCCAGCGUCAUCUUCGAGACAGCAAGCCACGCCCAAUUGCUUGAGAAGGUUGGUGUCAAGGAUAUGGUGACCGGUGUAAUCGACGAGUUGCUUGCUUUAGCAGACGCACACGGCUGCAAGUUAUCUCCCGACUUCAAACAAAAGACCAUUGACGAAAUGACGAAACCCACGAACCCCGAGAGCAUCAUGUGGCAAGACUACAUCGCAAAGCGACCGAUGGAAGUCGAGACGUAUCUGGGCUCACCGAUAAAAUUGGCCAAAGAGGCCCACGUCCCUGUUCCUCGCAUCGAGUCGCUUUACGCUAUUCUGCAUAACCUUAAUAUUGUCAACCGCCAGAAACCGCCAAAGCCUAUCGAUGUAACAAUGGCACCUCCCGGCUCACCUACGUCUCAGUCACCCCUCCCGAGGAUGUCAUCAGCAAAUGGUGCCCGACCCAUGAUGAAUGGUAAUGGUAUGCCACCAAACCGGGGACCGCGCCCACGCAACUCCUCAAAUUUGGGCCCAGGACCACCGCCCGGUAUGCGUCGGCCCCCCAUGAACGGGGGCCCUCCCAACGGCUUCCCUCGUGGCCCGCCUCCCCCGGGAUCUAGGGCUGCUUCGAGACGUGGGUCUAUGGAGGGAAACGAUUUGGAGGAGUUCUCACAUCUCAUGAUGUAUGAUGAUAUUCCGGAAGGUGGAGAACCUGGUUACAGCCAUGGCCCUGAGGGUUCCGAGUUGGCUAUUCGCGAGCGUGAGAUGGAGUUGCGUCAGAGAGAGCUGGCACUGAGAGAGAGGGAGAUGCGAAUGAGAUCUAGAGGUCCUCCCCCAAGGCGAGGCCCGCACCCCAUGCGCAACAGCGCUCAGGUUUUCGACGAGGAGGAUGACGACGACGACUACUUCGACCCCAACUCUGGACCACCGGCCCCAAUGAUCGACCCCGAUAACUUUGACAUGAUGAGCGUUACCUCACGGAAGAAUCGGAAGGCGGCAGCCGCAGCACCGCCCACCCGUGCUCAGUACCACAAGAACGAGAUUUACGAUGCCGGAGGAGCACCGCCCGCCAGAUCUUCCCGAUUCCGCCCCAAUUUUGGACGCAAUCGUUCCAGCCAGAUUGCUAGUAUCCCUGCUGCAAAUGAGAACAUCCUAGACGACCCCCUCUUCUCCUACUCAUCGAAUCGAUACGGUGCCGUUGACAGAGGUACGAUGCAGGCAGGCUCGAGAGCAAACUCGCUGACGGCCUCACGUCUGGACGAGAUGCAAAUGGGCGGGGGCCCCAUGGCCAUGGGCAUGAACGGAGCCUUUCCGCGACGAGCUAGCCAGUCUCCCGGAAACCCCUACAGUCCAUCGAUUCGGGGCGGCAGCGGCCGACCGUCGCCGCCCAAUGGAUAUCACGGCCCUCCGAUGAACGGUCGUCCGUCUCCUCCUGACGGUAUGCGUCAGCCGGUGCCCCGAUACCCUCCCGGCCAUGGUAACGCAGUCGCGCCACAGCAGGUUGAGCAACAUAUCGGGGUGAGCGGUCUUGUUCCUCCACCUAAACAGAAGAACAUGAGAAGUCUGACUGGUAGUGCGAGCGCCAGCGCGGGCAGUGGUGAAUCACAGAAUGACACCGAGCCUUCCGCCCACAGCAGCCAAAGCAGUCUCGGGCCGAGACCGGCUAUAGGAGUCCGGUAAACAUCACUCACGAGGCUGCUUUGAUCGCUCUACGGCAUUGACGAUGUCGCGGUCAGCGAUACGGAACGACAUCAGCUUGCUUGGCCCGAAUGCGAUCCGAAACGAACUCGACGACUACGUCUCUAUCCUUCUACAUACUCAUAGACCCAGGCUUGCUAUCGCAUUCCGUUGGUCUCAAGAGGUCACUCUGCCGGAGUUCCUCACAUAUCGAUGCGCGGUAACACGAUGACGACACGAAACGAUUAGACAGGAACCGGUCUUUCAUUCGCGGCACAACACAUAGUUAAUUCGACGACUUUUCUCAUUUCUCAUCAAUCGGACGCAAGUCCAGUACAUACGGCAUUGUGACGAUGGGGGUCAAUUCCCUUCGACUUCUGGUAAUAGCAGCAGCAUUGGCGUGGACGGCAUCGAUGUUCUCGUUCAGCAAAGGGGAACCAGCGUUGGAGGUUGGAUAGCAGACGACGUCCCGGCAACCCGAUGGCUUCGGGCUUGUAACUCGCACCGAGGCUCGGAUCAAAGACAAAAAGAUGGGACGUGAGAUCUGACCAUCCUCGAGUCAUCUUGGGCGAAAGCGAGAAGUUGGAUGUGUAUAAAAACGAAACGCCCCUUCUCGGGCACUUUCCUUUUCUUUUGUGUCUGUCCUUUACGAAAAACAUUUCUUUUUGCAGCCAAGGCACAGCCACGGCUAGGUACGUCGAGGGGAUUACAAGUAACGAGCAUAGACAGGGGGAGGAGCCGGAGGUGGUUUUUGAACCGGCAAUACAAAGAUGGGCAAUAUCAUUGCAUGGCAGCAAACAACGAUUGGGGGACACGCUCAGACUGAAGCCUCUCUUGAUAAGGGAUUUUGGCUUUCCAUAAUUUUUAGUUUCCCGACGAUGAGAGAAGGGCGACGACGGGCGCAACCCAUGGGGAUGAGGAGGAAAGGGGUGAGGUGUGUGUACGGAUGUAAAAGUUUAGGGGGCGGGCAAGUAGGCAGCCUCUUUAGGGAAGUUCAAUUGAACGCAAUGGAAGCCAGACAGGUGCGAAACUUGGCAUCGUGAAAACAAACGUGAGGUCUAGAAAGAUUCUCCACCAGGGGUGCGUGCAUUAUACUUUGGCCCU